AUGGCAAAUAGAAAUGUUUUCCCGUGGAUUCAGCGUUUGCGCUUUCGAAAUGGCGCCAGACGCAAAAAAUCUGAUGAUGUUGAGCAGAAAGGAGAGGACCUUCCGGAGCGUCCAAAGACUCCGAACUCUCCUAAAAAUGGCAAGUCGCCAAUUGAUCUGGACUCUCCUAAACGUCAUAUCAUAUCGGCAGUUAACGGUGAAUCACCAAGACACAUCCCUAAACCUGUAGCUCAGCCGGAUUUUGAUAAAGUUAGGGAGCAGAUUAAAAACGACAUAAGAAAAGAACUUAAAAUUACAGAAGGAGCCAGAAACAUUGGGAAGUUAACAUCCAAGAAAAAAUAUCUGGCAAAUGUCAACAACUUUCUCAAAACAUCACAAAAGAAAUUAGACGAGCUUUACAAUAAGCUUCAAGAACGCAAUGCACAUAUUGUUGUGCCAGGAACUGAAGAGAUCUCAGCUGCUCCUAAAGGUGACACCAGCUCCCAGGCAGAUAACGCGAAGCUGACUGCUUUGCAGAAACAGCUAGACAUUGAGCUGAAGGUGAAACAUGGAGCAGAGAUUAUGGUCAAAGCAUAUUCAGAUGGGCGUUCCAAAAAUGUCAAACAUCUUGCUGCUGCCCAGAAAAUACUACAAGACAGCGAGAAAAAAAUAGACAGUUUGCGCAAGUUAAUUCUGGAAGAAAAGUCUAUUAUUAAAGAAGAAACAUCGUUACCAGUUCCGGAGACGGACAUUAAAACCAGUGCUCCCUCGUUAUUGGUGACGGACACACAGGAGCCAGAGUCGGCUGGGUAUUCACUUUAUAUCUUUCUCAUCAAUGCUGUUAGAACCUGA
This is a messenger RNA of Pelobates fuscus (common spadefoot toad), 831 nucleotides long. Its product is annotated as serine/threonine-protein kinase N2-like. Bases 1 to 831 code for a protein of 276 amino acids. The record is from RefSeq and is a predicted model, not a curated record. Gene Ontology annotation, biological process: signal transduction. NCBI's taxonomy places the organism in Eukaryota, Metazoa, Chordata, Amphibia, Anura, Pelobatidae. The transcript has 6 exons.